Messenger RNA from Cydia splendana, 4200 nucleotides. RefSeq names its product protein prenyltransferase alpha subunit repeat-containing protein 1 (gene temp). The record is from RefSeq and is a predicted model, not a curated record. The transcript has 3 exons. Gene Ontology annotation, cellular component: cytoplasm. NCBI's taxonomy places the organism in Eukaryota, Metazoa, Arthropoda, Insecta, Lepidoptera, Tortricidae. Bases 106 to 1443 code for a protein of 445 amino acids. Gene Ontology annotation, molecular function: protein prenyltransferase activity. Gene Ontology annotation, biological process: protein prenylation.
UAAUUAUUAGUAUGGGUUAAUAAAUACGUGUAAUUGUUAAGUUUUAAGUGUACAUACAUAAUUCAUAAUAAUAAAUAAUUUAUCUGCCUGUCAAAAUCUCCAGUCAUGGAUGAGGAUAAAUUCGCUUUAGUAGAAAAAAUACUCAAAGAUGUCGAUAAUAUCCUGUCGAAGAACGCUGACUUGUGUUCGUUCGACAUUGUGCCCGUGGACUGCAAUUUUCAGAAUAAAUCACCAGUUUUGCUUUUGGAAAACUGUCUAGGCUUGGAAUCCUGGUGUAUGAAGCAUGUUUACAUGUACUGCUACUCGGAAUUAAUGGACAAAUACUUUGUAAAGCCAAAACGGAAAUCUGCCAAAUCAUCUGUUAACUCUGAGCGUUUGGAAAAGCUGCUUAAUGUGACAUUACUUUUAAAUCCAGAGUUGAGUACAUUCUGGAAUAAGAGGAAGGAGCUGGUACUAAGGUUACUGCUGGAUAAGACUGCUGAGCUACGGUUUACAAAAUUAGUUUUGUCAAGAAAGCCAAAGUGUAAUGAUGCAUUUUCUCAUAGGAGAUGGAUAUUGGAAGCCAUUUUGAAAGAUCAAAAUCUUCAAACAAAUGAUAUUGAGAUGUUGAUCAAUGAAGAGCUCCACAUUUGCCAAUUAUCUUCAGACAGGAGUCCCAACAACUACCACAGCUGGAAUCACCGGACUUGGCUACUCCAGACGCUUAAACUAGUUGAAAAGAAGUUUGAUCUUAAUUACCUCUAUGUCAAAGAAUACAAUUUCUCCGCAGGAUGGGUGUCAAAGCACAUUUCAGAUUUUAGUUGCUUCCAUUACAGACAAUUCUGUAUUAAGAAUAUAUUUGCUAUAACCAAUGAACAAUGGAAGUCAUUUGAGGCUUCUAUAGAUGUGAAUCUUCGUAAAAGUUUUGUUAGAGUAUUAGCAAUGCAUUUCCCUAAAGACGCAACCAUGCAGGCGUCGGAAGAGGAUUUAAUUUCAUACUCCGAAGAAAACCUUAUUAAAUUACUUCUAUGUUAUUCUUCAAAGAGUUGUGAUUGUAUUGCCGAUAAUGUUCUUUUGUGUCGGAAGUUGGAAAUUUUAUUUCAUGAACUCGUCUUAAAUAAUGAGUUAGUGAGAUUUUAUAAAGGCCAUGAAACACUUUGGUAUCAUCGGAGAUUUAUAAUACAUGAGAUUUUGUCUUCCAUGCAUGAUCAUUUUGGAGUAGUCAGGUUAAAUGGGGUGUUAGUGAAGGAUGUCUGCAGAAAUUGCAAUCAUGAUGAGUUAAGGCAGAAACAGGCAAAAAUUGUCAGGUAUGACAGCAAUCGUAUAUAUUGUUGUGUGCUAUUUAAUGUAUUAUCAAGGCAUGAGCAGGAGUUUAUUGAAGAGAGGCAGAAGGAAUGUGACAAUUAUGCCGGCAGGCAUGAAAAGUAUUUAAAGUUUGUUGAAGGUCUCAAUAAUGUCAUGUAGAUGAUGAUGAUGAUGUAAGCUAUUGCCAAUAUGCGUGAAGAGAGUUAUGAAAUGGAAAUAUUAUCUGAAAAUUUUCCUUGGGCAUUUUAAUGUUGAAAAGUCUCAGCUAAAAUGGUAAGUAAACAACUUAUAGUAAUAAAUAUGUAGUUAUUUUCCAGUAGUAUCAAAGUAAUAUUUUGUAAAAUUGUAUUUAGAAUGGUUUACCUGAUUACUAAAUCAUAGUCACAAUCUUAUUCGGGAAGAGACACAUAGUGUCUGAUCAAAGCCAAGAGCACGCCAGAUGCGUGUGCUUAGACGUGCACGCUCACGUGCACUAAAAUAUUGAAGACGUGAAUGCACACGUCACUCAAGCGUAGGGCUGCCAUCUCUAAAUUCGCCGAACACGGACAAAGACUUAAAAAACCCGGACAUUUGGCGAAAAUCUCAUUUUUUCCCCGGACGUGUAUUUAUACCGCUUUUACCUACUUGGUACACAAUAAUGCCGGUAAAUAAUUAAAUUCAAUAAGGUGUUACCUCACAUAAAACGUGUCCGGACACUUUGAAAACACCCCCGGACCCCGGACGGCUUCCAAACUAGGACAAAUCCGGGGAAACUGAACAGUUGGCAGCCCUACUCAAGCGGUGUGCAGUCUCAUAUAAAGAUCUAUACGUUCAUUAAAAUGCACACGUGCACGUGCACGUCUACGCACACGCAGUGUGCAAAUGCCAUGGAAGUAAAGUAGGUUUAUAACUAAUUUUACCCUUUAGAAUCGUAAUAAAAUUUCCUCCUAUACCUAUAUUUAAGACUAUAUUGGAAUUAUUAUAUGCAUUUGUACAUACGGUUUUAAUUAGAUUUAGUAUUUUAUUUAUACACGACAUCAUAAAAAUGCAGCUUUAGUUAUAUCAUAAUAUACAUUUUACGUGUGUAACGAUUGAAUUUAAACUUUUGUGCGCCAAACGAUAACCGUUACCCAAGGCUCGGAUCCGGUUUUUUCUUCAUAUAAAAAAUACCGGUAUUAUUACGUUCUUUGGUUUAUUAUUUCAUUAUUAACGGGACAAUCAAAAAAUUACGAAGUUGUUACUUAAAUACAUGAUUUAGUCCUACGUAAAGAGCAUAAAAUAAUUAAAAAUAUUGGGCUAUUUUGGGAUUAAAAAAAAACCGGUUCCGAGCCCUCCGUCGACCACGAAUGGCGUCAUAGCAAUAUACUAAAAGGGGUAUUUUAUUAAUUAUUGUAAUUUGAUGGCAUACUUUUUUAUGGAGAAUAUUAAUGAUAUAGGUACCUAAAUACUCGUAGAGCAAUAAUAACAGAAGGUACCUGUCAAAUAAACUUGUAGUUUUGUAUUGCAAAGUUUGAUCGAUAACCCUGGACGUCAUAUGACGUCGUGGCUUUUUGUUAACGUGAUUGGAUUUUUUUGGCGAUAUAAAAAUAUUUGAAUUUUUUUUUUUAAAUUACUAUUAUUAAAUGUAUUUCAUUAAUAAAGCCCUUGAGUUAGGUGUUGAUAAAUAAUAUGGACUGAAGCCACUGAAGGAUCGGUUCACAUCCAUGCAAAGGUUGUCUAGAAGAGAUCGUUUUUUAGCAAUAGAACCGCCAGUUGUUUAUCUCUACUUACCUACCUACUUAAUUUUUUGUAUUGCUUUCUUUUAUUGAAGUAUGCAAUAAAUAUAUUUUAUUGUAUUACUUAUAAUAAUAUCAAAGAUAUAUGUAACUCCGUAUGAGAUAAAUAAAGUCUAAGAAAAAAACGAGCCUCGGAAAUCAAGAAAAAGUCAUUCUCGAAUAGAUGGCGCCAUACCUUUGGCCUAUUCUCGGCUAGACACUGUUUGAUAUUUAACAAUUUUAACACAUAUCAGUGAAAGAACAUGGGUCACUAUGGAACAAUAAAAAUUAAAAAUCGGGCAAGUGCGAGUCGGACUCGCGCACGAAGGGUUCCGUACCAUAUAAAAAAAAAAAACAAAAAAAAAAGCAAAAAAAAAAAAAACGGUCACCCAUCCAAGUACUGACCACUCCCGACGUUGCUUAACUUUGGUCAAAAAUCACGUUUGUUGUAUGGGAGCCCCAUUUAAAUCUUUAUUUUAUUCUGUUUUUUGUAUUUGUUGUUAUAGCGGCAACAGAAAUACAUCAUCUGUGAAAAUUUCAACUGUCUAGCUAUCACAGUUCCUGAGAUACAGCCUGGUGACAGACGGACGGACGGACGGACGGACGGACGGACGGACGGACGGACAGCGAAGUCUUAGUAAUAGGGUCCCGUUUUACCCUUUGGGUACGGAACCCUAAAAAUCAUUUAUCCGUAAACAUAUUUUGAUUAAUUUAUACAUUUCAAUUUUAUUUUAAGUUUUAAUCGUGUGUCGAUAGAUGGCAGUAAAUGUACCGUGACUACAAAAUUUACUGUGGCAAUAGCCCUGUAUACUAUCUAUUCUCUUUGAUAAUAUACAAUCAUCAUCAUCAUUAUAUGAUUCGAAGAAAAAUCUUCCAAAAUCCAUCUAAUUAGACAAAAAAAUAAUCAAAUUAUAUGCGUUGAUUUUAAUAUAAAGACAUUGAUAACUAGAAUAAAUAAGUACCUGUCAUGUAUUGGUUUUAUUAAACCUUGAAGAAAUAAGCAAGUCUAACCCAUUUAGCGCUAAUCAAGCCUUGUUACGGGUGUGUACCUAAUGAUCGCUAUAACAAUAAAUGAUAUAUUUCCAUUCGAUAUAACAACAUAUGGUAUAAUUUUGAAAGAUAUAUCACUAAGGUAAUAUAAUCAAUAAUGUGUAUACCAACAAGAGGAAUACUUUUAUAUUGU